Messenger RNA from Somion occarium, 511 nucleotides. Lineage: Eukaryota; Fungi; Basidiomycota; Agaricomycetes; Polyporales; Cerrenaceae. The record is from the annotation of a GenBank genome assembly.
CUCAGGGCGUUAGUCCCCUUUCAAGUUUCCACCAUGCGCAUGUUGUCCCAGGCAGAAGAGACCGAUGACAACACCGAGGUGACCUGGGAGGACCAGUCGAGCAUCAAUACUUUCUCGAAGCUGAAUGCCCGGGCAGGUAACUUCAAGGAGAAGAUAGAGAUUCUGAAGCAAGAGACGGAGGCAUUGGAUGAUCUUUCCAUGGAGUUGGAGCUUGCAGACGAAGAUGAACCUAUAAUGUACCGCAUUGGCGAAGCAUUCGUUCAUAUGCCUCAUUCGCGAGCUAUGAAACGGCUUGAGAAGGAUAAAGCGAGCCUUGAUGCGGAGUUGUCACACACUUUGUCAAAGGUGGAGGAAUGUCAGAAGGAGAUGGAAGAGCUCAAAGCUGUUUUGUAUGCAAAAUUCGGCAAAGCAACAAUCAAUUUGGAUGAGUGAACUUGACUACUGCGAGACGAGAGUACCCUAUACCCGAUGUGCUAAUUUAACAGUGUUGUACAACAUCCUUGGAGUCCUC